Messenger RNA from Clupea harengus (Atlantic herring), 1194 nucleotides. It is a transcript of the gene syf2, whose product is annotated as SYF2 pre-mRNA-splicing factor. Lineage: Eukaryota; Metazoa; Chordata; Actinopteri; Clupeiformes; Clupeidae. Gene Ontology annotation, cellular component: post-mRNA release spliceosomal complex; Prp19 complex; catalytic step 2 spliceosome. The record is from RefSeq and is a predicted model, not a curated record.
UAUAUUUUACAGCCAAGUGAAAUAGACACAAGUCAGAAAAUGUAUUCAGCGAUUCGUCACUUCCUGUUUACACAUUUCAAAAUGGCGUCUGGUGUUAAGGUGUCUACACCUGUUCCCGAAGAAGAUGCAGAAAGCCUCGGAUCCCAGAAGAGAGAAGAUAGAUUAAGAAAGUUUCGUGAACUUCAUUUCAAAAGGAAUGAAGCUCGCAAACUGAACCACCAGGAGGUGGUUGAGGAGGACAAGAGACUGAAGCUUCCAUCUAACUGGGAGGCAAAGAAAGCCCGCCUGGAGUAUGACCUAAUGGUCGACGACAAGAAGAAGGAGUGUGCUGACAACGGGGAGGAUUACCACCGUGUGAAACUGCUUGAGAUCAGUGCAGAGGAUGCUGAGAGAUAUGAGAAGAAGAAGAAAAAGAGGAAUCCAGACCCAGGGUUCUCUGGCUAUGCUGAAGCCCAGCUGCGCCAGUACCAGCGGCUCACCAGGCAAAUCAAGCCAGACAUGGAGAGCUAUGAAAGGCAACGAGAGGAAUAUGGCGAUGACUUCCACCCCACCUCCAACAGUCUGAUUCAUGGAACCCACGUGCCCACCAAAGACGGCGUCGACCGCAUGGUGCAGGACCUGGAGAAACAGAUUGAGAAGCGUGCUAAAUACAGCCGCCGGCGUGCCUACAAUGACGAUGCUGACAUUGACUACAUCAAUGAGCGCAAUGCCAAAUUCAACAAGAAGGCUGAGCGCUUCUACGGCAAAUACACGGCCGAGAUCAAACAGAACCUGGAAAGAGGAACUGCUGUGUAAUUGUGGGUUAAUGUGUGGUAAUGUAUUGGACAUUUCCGGAUUCAUCAGCUGUCCAUCAGCUUGUAAAACCAAAAUCACUCAUAAUUUGUCCUUUUGGUGAUUCACUGUUGUCUUUAUGGUGAACAAGCUUCUCUUUGGCUAAUGGUUGAAGGAUGGCAUAACAAAGCAGUGGGGACUGUUAUCCUCAGAGGUGACUGAAAUGGAUUUCUCUUACACCUUUCUGUAUUCUUUCUUUUAAGCAGUCAAAGCUUUUGGCUAUGUAGUUGUAAAGAGAUCAUGCCAGACUUCUCUUUAGGUUGGUAUUUGUGUGUUUAUAAAUACAUUCUAUCUCAGUUAUAUUAUUUCUUUUUUUGUCUUGCAUAAUAAACAACUCUGGUGUUGACUUUUUAUUACUUCUAA